GGAGCGACAGGUCUCGGGCCCCCAGGCGGAGCGACAGGUCUCGGGCCCUCAGGCGGAGCGGCGGGCGCCGGACCCCCAGGCGGAGCGACAGGUCUCGGGCCCUCAGGCGGAGCGGCGGGCGCCGGACCCCCAGGCGGAGUGACAGGUCUCGGGCCCUCAGGCGGAGCGGCAGGCGCCGGACCCCCAGGUGGAGCGACAGGUCUCGGGGCCCUCAGGCGGAGCGACAGGUCUCAGGCCCCCAGGCGGGGCAGCGGGCGCCGGACCCCCAGGCGGAGCGACAGGUCUCGGGCCCCCAGGCGAAGCGGCGGGCACCGAGUCACCAGGCACGACAGUGGGCUCCGAGUCAACUGGCAUGACCGCUGGCACUGGGUCAGACAUUGGAUCGUCUGGCUGGACAGCGGGUCACCAGGCAUCAGGUCAUUUGGCUCGACAGCGGGCACCGCGUCAUCUGGCAAGGCAGUGGGCUCCGAGUCAACUGGUAUGACCGCGGGCACUGGGUCAGACAUUGGAUCGUCUGACUGGACAGCGGGCAUCGGGUCACCAGGCAUCAGGUCAUUUGGCUCGCCAGCGGGCACACCGCGUCAUCUGGCAAGGCAGUGGGCACCGAGUCACCAGGUAUGACAGCGGGCACCGGGUCAUCAGGUACCGGAUUGUCUGGCUCGACAGCGGGCACUGGAUCAGGUACCGGAUCGUCUGGAUCAACAGCGGGUAUCGAGUCAACUGGCCUAAUAGGAUCGUCAGGCUGGAUCAGUUCAUCAUGCUGGGUAGAGGCAUCAGGCUGAAUGCCGGCGUCCGGCUGAGUAGAGGCUUCAGGCUAGAGGCUUCAGGCCGAGUAGAGGCUUCAGGCCGAGUAGAGGCUUCAGGAGUAGAGGCAUCAGGCCGAGUAGAGGCUUCAGGCCGAGUAGAGGCAUCAGGCCGAGUAGAGGCAU
This is a messenger RNA of Staurois parvus, 929 nucleotides long. NCBI's taxonomy places the organism in Eukaryota, Metazoa, Chordata, Amphibia, Anura, Ranidae. The record is from the annotation of a GenBank genome assembly.